CGUGCAUUUGAGCAAAACCAGAGCACAAACAUUUGUUUCACAAAGUCCAGAUUUGCACAAACAAGUUCAAGCACAAAGCUAUUCUUAUAAAACAAACAGACUCUCUGAAUAAAACUGACCAGUUCUACUUUUCUUCAUGAUCUGCCCAGCCAUCAAGCAACUUAAUGGCUGCUAAAACAGCAGGUGGAAACAGGAAGUUUGGGUUGUCUUUUAAGACCUGGAGGGGUACUGCAUCGACCUACUGCGAUGUGACCUCUCAGAGAAUGGUUAGCAGUAAGGUCUCUGGAGACUUUUCUAUUGGCUAGCCAAAUGCCAAACCUGUGGAUUGAGGGGUGUCUCAAAACCCAGUGCACUGUGGGUGGAAUUGAUGGGCUGUCUGACCAGAAGAUGUAACUGCUCUGUGGCUCUGCCAAGCUCCUGUAGGGACCAUUUACCAAAUAGCUACAGAAGAGCUGCUGAAGAUGACAUACAAGUAUUCAGAGAAUCGGCCACAUACCAGUGCUAACUAAAGAAACUGAUUAGAGGGAUACUUGCGCCACCUUCAGGAGAGACGACAAAUGACAUCAGUUUCCUAGCAACAGCAGCACGCUAAACAGUCUCGACCAUCCCGCUUUUUGUUUAGCAGUUCAGUGAACCUAAAUGUGCAUGUAGGUUGAAUUACCUGACCUCUGAAUGGGUAAAAAAGUCAAGAAAGAGUCUGAGUCCUUUGCUAAAGAUGCGUUUGACCCUCUGUCUAUCGAGAGCAAGAAUGCAGCAACAGCAGUCCUUAUGCUUAGUUCUCCUGAAGAAGACGUAUUGGCAAAAGCUUGUGAAGCCAUCCUCAAAUUUGCAGAGAAAGGUGAUGAGAAUAAGACUUCUCUGAUGGGUUUGGGGGCAGUUGAACCGCUUUCUCGUCUUAUAUCUCACGAGGACAAGAUUGUGCAGAGGAAAGCUGUCAUGGCUCUGGGGGUUAUGGCUUCAAACAGUGAAGUUAGAAAAGCUUUGAAGACGCUGGAUGUGAUACCUGCAAUUAUCAGCAAACUAUCUGAAGAGGACAUUGUGGUCCUUGAGUUUGGCACUUUGUGUUUGGCGUCCCUGUCUGUGGACUUCUCAUUCAAGGUGCAGAUAUUUGACCAUAAAGGACUUGAACCUUUAAUUCAUCUCAUGUCCAACCCAGAUGCUGAUGUGAAGAAGAAUUCAGUGGAGUGCAUCUUUAAUCUUGUACAAGACUUUCAGAAUCGAACGGCUGUGCAUGGACUAAAUGGGUUCCCCCCGCUUCUGGAUCUGCUUCGCUCAGAGUUCCCUGUUAUUCAGCAACUUGCCCUGCGCACCAUAGAGACCAUCACCAGUGACAGUGAGAGUCAUGUUGCUUUUAGGAACACACAGGGUCUCAACAGAAUCCAGGAGGUCCUUGCAACCAAAAAGUUUAGCGACCUGCAUGAGGUGGCUCUUAGGGUUAUCUCAAACUGUUUGGAAGACAGCGAGUCCAUGCAGCUUUUUCAAGAGAUGGGCGGCCUUGAGCAACUGCUGCAGUUUGUUGUCACACCCACAAUGCCUGAGGUGCAGGCUAAUGCAGUCAAAGCCAUAGCCAGGAUGGCACACAACGGUGAGAACCGAAAAAUCCUUCAUGAACAAAAUGUAGAAAAGGCCCUCACUGACCUUCUUGCAGAGGAGAAUGACAACAUCCGCACAGCUACGUGCCAAGCUAUUGCCACCGUGAGCAAGAACCUGUCCAGCAGAGAGACUUUCAGAUGUUUGGAUGCGAUCAAGCUCAUCGUACAAAUGCUGAACAGUGAGCAAAGUGAUGUAAGAACGGGUGCAGCAGAGGCCCUAUCCAAUUUGACUCACAGCAGCAAGCUUAAUGCAUAUGCGGUGUACGAUGCAGAGGGCGACAAGCUUCUGGUGCAACAGCUGCAAGGCAGCUGCGCGGGAGCAGCUGUGCACGCCGCAGCGGCCUUGACAAACAUGGCAUCGCUGGAGGACCUGCGCAUGUGCAUUCUGGCCCAUGGAGCUAUGCCAGCCUUGGUGGGACUGCUACAAUCCACUGAAAAUCACAUACUCAUAAGUGCAACGCAGGCUGUGGCUGCACUGGCCUGUGAUGCUGAGGCCAGAUUGGAGCUGAGGAGUGUCGGAGGUCUGCCACAUUUAAUCAGACUGCUCAGAUCGAUCAAUGCUGAGGUACGGAAGAAUGCCUGCUGGGCAGUUUGUGUGUGUGCAGAUGAUGAAAUAACUGCCAUAAAGUUGUGCAAUGCAGGAGCUCUAGAGAUACUCCAAGAAAUCAACCUGUCAUCUCACCGUAAAAGCAAAUUAAGUGAGGCAGCACUGCAGAAACUUCUGGACAACAAUCUAUCAUUGAAGUAUAGUCUGACAGGACACCUGUCACCCACUGAUAUAACCACUGAUGGCUUCUAUGACCCUGGACAGAUAAGAUCGGGUCAACAGGUUUCUACUUUGGAAGAUCUAUCAAAACAGGUUGUCAACCAACAUCGAGCCAUCAUCGCAGUUAAUGGAAAAACGCCAGAUCAGCCGAUUGCUAAAGAACCAGAUGACCGUAAACAGGACAGUCCAACAGAAACCGGCACCUCAUCAGUUAUGAGCAGCAAGCGAAGCAGUAAAACACCAAUUAAAAUGAAGGGAAAAGGCCAAAAAGAGGAAAAGAAGGAUGAAGAGGAUUUUAAGCCCCAGCCGGAUGUGCUUCUGGAGGAAACGUGGAAGCUGCCAUACGAUGCGGAGUUUCAUAACCUUGUCAAAGAGGCAACCAAGUCUGUCUUGCCUCUUCAAGAUGAGGUUAAGAUGUAUAGCGCUUUAGCUGUGUUGGUGUGUGAUGCGAUGGGUGGACACGUUGAGCCAGGGAAACAGCAUGACUUUCUGUGGGAACUUCACAUAAGUGAGCUGAAACUUGAAGUCCAGUCCAACAUCAUUCCAAUUGGCAAGAUUAAAAAGGGCACCUACUACCACAGAGCACUGCUUUUUAAGGUUCUUGCUGAUAGAAUUGGACUGAGCUGCAGUCUCGUGAGAGGACAAUACAAUCGUGCCUGGAACGAAAUCCUGCUUGUCAAAGGUGGAAAGAAACGUGGUUAUGCUCAGCCUGAGAGCUACGUCAUAGAUCUCAUGCACCAACCUGGCAACCUCGUGAAAAGCAACUCACCAGCAGCUCAAGCAUAUCAAAGCAUUUAAGUGCACCUAUACUUCAAAUGUGUAUUUUACUGAUGUUUUAUUAUUUUAUUCUAUUACACAUUAUUUUAUUUUUGUGUGUGUUUACCCUAUACAGCAUGUGGACCAAAUGUCCCCUCAAAAUGGCAUAAAGUUCUGUUUAGGGGUUGGGUUAGGUGUUAACAAAAUUAUAAUAAAAGAGUUUGACAAAAAAACGACACAUUGCAAAAUCAAUGUUAAAUACAAUAUAAUAUUUUUAUUAUAUUCAUUUAAAGUGAAGCAAAUACAUUUAUGUUGCUUCUCGUUGUUUGCAUAACCUUUACAAUUCAGUUCAAAUAUAUUUAGUAGCUACAUAUGUAAAAGCGUCACAUUUUUUCCUUUGAAGGUCAAAGUCGAUAAAAUAUAGGUUGGAAUGAUAGGCGCGAGAACUCCCCGAUAAGACAACAAAAAUAAGCAGCAAAAAUAGAUUUUUUUUUGUAAAUAUUUUUUUUUUACAUCCAGUUACUCGAGUGACGGCACGUGCAAGGUUUGAUCCGGACGAGCGUGACCCAUACGUGUGUCAGUUGUGACCAGUUUCUGCUGCUUUUGUGGGAGGGCAUGAAGACAACACAGCUCAAUUCAGCAGCUUUAGUCUAUGCAAAAGUAGCUUGAGAUCCGACAAAUUUACACCAGUGCAUAAACUAAUAUAUCGAGAAGUAUGUCACGCAUUCUAGUUCGUUUCUCUUCAGUGUUUUCCAAUGGAGCUGUCAAA
Misgurnus anguillicaudatus (oriental weatherfish) is the source of this 3883-nucleotide messenger RNA. RefSeq names its product armadillo repeat containing 3 (gene armc3). NCBI's taxonomy places the organism in Eukaryota, Metazoa, Chordata, Actinopteri, Cypriniformes, Cobitidae. The record is from RefSeq and is a predicted model, not a curated record. Gene Ontology annotation, molecular function: protein binding.